Glarea lozoyensis ATCC 20868 is the source of this 741-nucleotide messenger RNA. RefSeq names its product RNA-binding, RBD. The transcript has 3 exons. Gene Ontology annotation, biological process: mRNA splicing, via spliceosome. Lineage: Eukaryota; Fungi; Ascomycota; Leotiomycetes; Helotiales; Helotiaceae. The coding region runs from base 1 to 741 and encodes 246 amino acids. Gene Ontology annotation, cellular component: U1 snRNP. Gene Ontology annotation, molecular function: U1 snRNA binding. The record is from RefSeq and is a predicted model, not a curated record.
AUGGCAUCAAAUCCUCCACCAAGCGCAACGGUAUACGCGCGCAAUCUCGAAGAACGCAUAAAAGUCGAGCAGCUCAAGGAAUCACUCCGUGAACUCUUUGCGGAAUAUGGCACUAUUAUCGACAUCGUCGCGAAGACGAACUUGAAAGCCAAAGGACAGGCCUUUAUUGUCUUUGACAGCGUAGACAGCGCGCAAAAAGCGAUUGAUGAAGUGCAGGGUUUUGAGCUUUUUGGAAAAGAGAUGGAACUCGCCUUUGCGAAAACGAGAAGUGAUGCUACGGUCAAGAGACAGGGUGGCGAGGAGGAACUAGAGAGUCACAAGAGGAGAAGAUUGGCCGAGAAAGACAAGAAAAAGGCAGCAGAACAAGCCGAAUCCCAGAAGCUUCUCAAGCGUCCUGGCGCAGCCGCUCCAGAGGCAGCUCGACCCAUCAAAGCUACGCGUGGUGCAGGUCUCAAAUCGUCGAAUCCGUCUGGUGGUGCCGUUAUUCCUGACGAAUACUUACCUCCUAACAAAAUUCUGUUCGUCCAGAAUCUACCUGAUGAGUAUGAGGUUAAUGCUUUGACUUCCAUAUUCGAACGGUUUGAGGGUUUCAAGGAAGUGCGUUUGGUUCCGGGACGGACGGGUAUUGCAUUCGUUGAGUAUGAGAGCGAGGUAGGAGCUAUCAGUGCCAAGGAGAAUACCGCGGGGAUGCCACUAGGCGCUGGGAGCCAAAUCAUUAAGGUUACUUACCAGAGACAGUAA